GUUCUAGCCCCGCCCCCGUGGGAACCCGGAAGUGUGAGAGACGCAGGAACCCGCGGGGAUCAUGGGCAUCACCAAACUGGCUGAUCUGAUCCGCGCGGAGGCUCCCGACUCGAUCUCCCACAGGGACAUAAGCGACUAUGCAGGAAAAGUCAUUGCUCUGGAUACUUCUGUGGUCGUGAACCAGUUUCGGGCUGCAACACCUUUGUCCAGCCCUCUGAGAGGUCUCUUCUUCCGAACGCUUACCUUCCUGGAACAUGACAUAAAGCCGGUCUUUGUGUUUGACGGAAAGCCUCCGGUGGAGAAGCUUCCUCUGCUGGAGAAGCGUGCAGAGGCAGCCGGUUGGAGCCGUCCGCUGCGCACAGGCAUAGCCUCAUCCCAGACCAGAGACUGUCUGGAGGUCCUGAAGCAUCUGGGCGUACCUGUCGUCCAGGCUCCAGGGGACGCUGAGGGGCUGUGCGCCAGUCUAGUGAGGGAGGGGAGGGCCCACGCUGUGGCCUCCGAGGACAUGGACACGCUGCCGUUCGGAGCCAACGUCCUCAUCCGCCAGCUGAACGCCAAGAAGGACAGUGAAAUCGUUGAGUAUUCCUUACCAAAGCUGCUGGAGGCACUCCGCAUCAGUCUAGAGGAGCUUGUGGAUCUCUGUAUUUUGCUGGGCUGCGACUACUGUGACAAGAUACCUGGUUUGGGUCCGAAGAGAGCUCUGGCUCUGAUCCAGAAGCACCGCACCAUUGAAAAUGUGCUUCUGAACAUCAACAGAGAGACUCAUCCUGUGCCGCACCUUUGGAAAUUCAAAGAGUCCAGGCAGAUCUUCCUGGAUCCACCAGGCCCCCCGACUCCGGAGCUCGUCUGGACCGAGCCCGAUGAAGAAGCCCUGGUGAAGUUUCUCCGUCCCAUCAUGAAGGAGGAGAGGGUCCGCCAUCGAAUGGAGACGUUUCGAGAAAAGCGAAGAGACCUACGAGAGGAAAGGGAGAAGGAGAAGGCCGCUGGACACUGCAGGCAGACUCGCAUGGUCGACUUCUUCAGAAUCACAAGGAAGAGAAACCAGCCUGUGGAGCCCUCAUCCUCGGGAAGUAAAAAAACCAGGUCAAAGUGAUGGUUUCUGCUGUGGAACACCAAGCAGGUUUUAAAUCAGUGCAAGCAUUUAACCAGCAGGGUCUCCGCUCUCUAAUGCCCUCAUGGUCUUCGUCUGCAGUUUCAGGCUGGAUUUUGUUGACAGAAAUAUUACGAUGACACCUGCCUGCUUUUUAUGUAGUCUUCACGUGAAUCAUGGUUUUCACAGCAUGAAUGGUGCAAACGUCAUAAAGACGCUGUGUGAUCUUCAGCUCGACGCCUCCCCGGCAGUCUGAGCAUCAAAUCCUGAGGAGGCAGGAGGACGACUGAAAGAGAACAGCGUUGUCUUUGUCUGGGAACUGGGAGGAGGCUGUGUCUCCUCUCUGGACUUUCACAGAGCACCUGGUGGGUGGAGAGCCAAGGCGGACUCUGGAGACCUGAAUGUUAACAUGUUUAAAGAAAAAAAAGAGAAAAUUCAUGUCAAAUUUUGUUUUUGAUUUUGUUUGGCUUUUAUAAAAAGGUUAGGAUUUUGUGCUC
Oryzias latipes (Japanese medaka) is the source of this 1587-nucleotide messenger RNA. RefSeq names its product putative flap endonuclease 1 homolog. Gene Ontology annotation, molecular function: RNA-DNA hybrid ribonuclease activity; magnesium ion binding; 5'-flap endonuclease activity. Lineage: Eukaryota; Metazoa; Chordata; Actinopteri; Beloniformes; Adrianichthyidae. Gene Ontology annotation, cellular component: nucleus. The record is from RefSeq and is a predicted model, not a curated record.